This is a messenger RNA of Sphenostylis stenocarpa, 387 nucleotides long. The record is from the annotation of a GenBank genome assembly. Lineage: Eukaryota; Viridiplantae; Streptophyta; Magnoliopsida; Fabales; Fabaceae.
AUGGCCUCGGAUCCUAACUUUUCAGACCCUUUGAUCUCACUCUCACUCUAUCUUAGUAUCCCCUUGCGCGGGUAUGAAAGGAAGUUUGAAAAUAACGCUGAAUUCCAUGAGCUACGUGCAGUGUGCAGUAUAUCAUGGCGGCGUAGACUAAUAUCCACUAUGCACUUUGCACCAUUAAAGAAACUUCAAAGGAAGAUACAUACCACAACAUAUGAUGAUGAUGAUUCUGCUGCAGUUACAGAGAACAAUUGUGAUGUAACAUCAUAUACUGAUGCAACUGUUGUAUUGGGUCUGUCAUGUGAUGACGGAAAGAGGUGUAUUGGCAUGAGCCCACAGGGAAGUGACCUAAACACGCUGGAAUUUAGGAUUGAUUUAGACUUUCGCUGA